GCGCGCAGCGGGGCCAUGGCGGCGGCGGCGCGGGCGGGCGGCACCGUGCGGGGCAGCAGCGGGGCCCUGCGCGGCGGGGAGAAGCAGUGCUCGUGGGCGUCCUACAUGACCAACUCGCCCACCCUCAUCGUGAUGAUCGGGCUGCCCGCCCGCGGCAAGACCUACGUCUCCAAGAAGCUCACGCGCUACCUCAACUGGAUCGGGGUGCCCACGCGAGUGUUUAAUUUAGGGGUGUACCGCCGGGAAGCAGUGAAGUCGUACAAGUCCUAUGACUUCUUCAGGCACGAUAACAAGGAGGCCAUGGAGAUCCGCAAGCGCUGUGCCUUGGUGGCUCUAGAAGAUGUGAAAGCUUACCUCCUGGAGGAGUGCGGGCAAAUCGCUGUGUUUGAUGCGACCAACACAACUCGAGAAAGACGGGACCUGAUCUUAAAUUUUGCUAAAGAAAACGCUUUCAAGGUGUUCUUCGUGGAGUCCGUCUGUGACGACCCGGAGGUGAUUGCUGCCAACAUCCUGGAAGUGAAAGUUUCCAGCCCCGACUACCCAGAGAGAAACAGGGAGAAUGUGAUGGAUGAUUUCCUGAAGAGGAUCGAGUGCUACAAGGUCACCUACCAGCCCUUGGAUCCCGACGAGUACGACAAAGAUCUUUCCUUCAUUAAAGUGAUCAAUGUGGGACAGCGGUUCCUAGUAAACAGAGUCCAGGAUUACAUCCAGAGUAAAAUCGUCUAUUACCUAAUGAACAUUCAUGUCCAGCCGCGUACCAUCUACCUUUGCCGACAUGGUGAGAGUGAAUAUAAUCUUGUUGGCAAGAUUGGUGGGGAUUCUGGUCUGUCACCACGAGGGAAGCAGUUUGCCCAGGCUCUGAAGAAGUUCAUUGAGGAGCAGGAAAUCGUCGACCUGAAGGUUUGGACGAGCCAGCUGAAGAGGACGAUCCAGACGGCCGAGUCGCUGGGGGUGACAUACGAGCAGUGGAAGAUUCUCAACGAGAUCGAUGCCGGGGUAUGUGAAGAAAUGACCUACGCAGAAAUUGAAGCCAAGUAUCCUGACGAGUUUGCCUUGAGGGAUCAAGAAAAAUACCUUUAUCGCUAUCCUGGAGGAGAGUCCUACCAGGACUUGGUUCAGCGCCUGGAGCCGGUAAUUAUGGAGCUGGAACGUCAAGGCAACGUCCUCGUUAUCUCCCACCAGGCAGUUAUGAGGUGCCUCUUGGCUUAUUUUCUUGACAAGAGCGCAGACGAGCUGCCCUACCUGCGGUGCCCCCUGCACACCAUCCUCAAGCUCACCCCGGUUGCGUACGGUUGUAAAGUGGAGACAAUUACCCUGAACGUGGAAGCAGUGAACACCCACCGCGACAAACCUUCUCUGAACUCGAGGAUGGCUGGUUUAGCCAUGUAGAGGCCGGUGGCUUCACCUCGAAGGCGGCCGGGACGUCAGUGGCCGGGAGGAGUGCGGCGCGGGGAGCCCUGAGCCGGUGGCACCGCGGGGAGCACAGUGAGCCCUGGGCACUCCGGCCAGCAGUGUCCUCGCUCGUGUGCUUCGCAGCCUCUGUGUCCUGUCCUUCCGAAUGCCGAAAUGUCUACCAGUGACACUGGAGAGAUUUUUAUCAUGAAGAUUUUUAAACCGCUUUUAAUGUGCAUGUGUGUGCGUGAGCGAGCACGUCCCUGAGCCUGUUGGGAGAGGUGCGUGCUGCUCGGCCCCGCAGGGGUCGGGGUCAUCCCCUGCACCUCUCCUCCCGUCGGAUGGCGUGAGUAUCUGCAGUGUGUGCGAGGAUGAAGCUGUUUUCUGCACAUUUCUGUACUUGCUGAAGUAGCUUUUAUUGGAAGAUGUUCUCAGCACGCCUAAUCCCAUUUAACUUUGCUUUCGUGGCUGCUGAUUUGAAUCCCCAGACCUGAGCCUCUUCCUUUGGUUUGGGAAGGGUUUUUUUGCACGUGGCAAUGCAGAAGGUGUGCAUGGGGUUGGCUGAUCCCUGGAGAAGCCCCCUAUGGGGGGACAGAAGUGCCCAGUGCCCUCUGCGAACAGCUGAGCUGCCAGUGCUGCUGCUCCUGCUGCAAGCCUUGCCGUGUCCGCCUUUCUUCUGGGCUCUGUGGAUGCUUUUCUCUCUUGCAACAGAAAAUGCUUGCUCUGCCCUGCACUGCCUUGCUCCUGCAUUCCACAUUUGACGUCCUGUUCCUUUUACCUUAGCCAGAACCUCUCAAAAUAAGCUCGGAUGUUUGUCCCUGCGUGCUCGCGCACGAGCAUUGCAUCCACAGGGCUUGGUUUGUAGACAGAGGUUGAGUAACAUUAAUUCUGCAGAACAUUUCCUAUUUCUCAAGUUACUGUUGUUUUCAGAGGCUAUGGGUGAGGUGAAGAGGAGCAGCGAGGAGGUACAGUUGUCUCUUGUACCAAGUUUUAGGCCCGCAACACAUUUCUGAACUUGCAUACGAUUAAGCUGUGAAAGUUACUGCUGUUUAAUGCUGCCUUUCAGAGAGUUUAAGCUCUUUUAGUACUUAGGACAUGGUGCAACUCCUGCGGCACUGGCUGCCAGUUGCUGGAGCACCCUGCCGAGCCGGGGGGCAAGCGACCCCCCGGAUGUUCAGUUUUGUCCCACGAGCCUUGACUUGUGUUUUGCUAAACUCCAUUUGUCUCACUCCUACUGUUCUCAGACUCCUACAGUCUUUUAUAACAAAGACAAAACUGUCAGGCUUGCAGUCCCAAGGUUAGGUGAAGAAACGAGCGUUUAGGUACAAGCAGGAGGCUGUCACGGACCUGCUGCUUCCAGUAACUCCAGGAUCUGUGUGAGCAACCUCUGGGACCCAGGCCGCUGAUUUUAAAGGCGUAAAUAAAUGCCAGGCACACCCCAUCUGAGCCCCAGAAAUGCAGGCUUUCUCUGCCCUUGCUGCCACAGAGCUCAGCAGCCCGAAGCCUGAGGUUUACCUGGGGAUUUUGAGAGCUCAGAGCCAGUUGUUUUAAACAUUCCCUGAGCUUUAAUUCUCUAAAGCUGAGAUAGAGAGGGCCACGGUUACGGUGCUUAGAAAUAAACCAGAAAAAAGGGAAGGAGGGAAAAAGGGGUGAAAAAAAUGAAGGAAGAGGUUUAUAGCCUAUAUAGCAUAGCAGUGCUUGCUUGUGCUUUCUGCCCCUUUCUGCAGUAAUCCUCUAAAUGCACAAAGUGGCACCGGGACAGGCUGCCUGCCUCUACAAACCUGCUGCACGGAAAGAGCCCGUGGAAACGCACUGUGAGAUGUUAACGCACAACAUGCUGUCAUGGCCUUACACGGUGAUAAGGAGUUAAUUCUGUUUGUAUCAGUGAGUGGCUAAUGGCUGUACCGAGACAGAUGUCUCUUUUUACCUGCCAGAACUCACCAAUGUAGCUGCUAAUACAUUGGCAGUCGUAACUUUUAAAUCACUGCUAAAAAUCAGGAUGGAGCCUCCCAGACCCACCUGCAGGAGUCAGGAUGCGAGCCUCAGUGUUAAAGCCUAAUUAUAGCUUCUCCUCCUGCUUUUUAACUUUUAAAAGGUGUAAAUAUGUGUGUCUGUAAAGCAGGGCAUUGGAAAAUGUUGUGGAGACCAUGUACGGGUGAUGCUAGCGAGCGCAUGCCUCUCCCCAUGCCCAAACGGCCGGGUGGGUGCCAGGUAUUUCCUUGAAACCACCUGAUUCCCUUGGCACUAUUCACGCAAAUACCCCAGAAUAAACAAAGAUUGCACAAUUUACAUGAAUUUAAGAUUAGCAGGGGCUUGUGCUGGUGGUCAUAGCGGAGCCGUUGUGUUAGGCUGAGCAGAUCCAAGCCCUGUUCAAAGCACUCCGGUAGUUCACAAAGGGCUGAGCGUAGGUGUGUGGAAGUGGACUUGUCUGCUUCAUGAGCGUUGCACCAAGACUAGAUCUCUGUGAUUCUGUGAUCUUUCUAUUUCCCUGUCUUUCUCCAUCCAUGUUCAGUGUCAGAGGUGCAGUGAGCACUGCCGCAGUGAAUGCCGUCCCUGCGGUCUGGGCGCUUGCAGGCACAGCAGCAUUACGUCCUGGUUUAGAGAAAAAUGUCAUCACUCGUGCAAAAUCUGUUCAAUUUCUGCUGCCAGCGGGGCUGGGGCCCUGCCCUGUGCUGGUCUCGGGGUGCUGGCAGCACUGCGCCUCGCUGCUGCUGCAUCGCUGAGCGCCACUCGCAAGCUGCAUCUCUGCGUGGCGUGCAUGGCGAGGUGGAUAUUACGUGUUUACGUGCUAUUUUGUUAUGUUACUGCUUUCUAAUGAUUUUUUUUUUUAGCUUUUUAGGAAAAAAAGCUAUGUAUGCAAACUUGUGCUGUGUGUUAUGUAUUCUUUGCAUUUAUGCAUAAAUAUCCCAUGGGCAUUUAUUUACAAUAAAG
This is a messenger RNA of Cygnus atratus (black swan), 4323 nucleotides long. RefSeq names its product 6-phosphofructo-2-kinase/fructose-2,6-biphosphatase 2 (gene PFKFB2). Gene Ontology annotation, biological process: fructose 2,6-bisphosphate metabolic process; fructose metabolic process. The record is from RefSeq and is a predicted model, not a curated record. Lineage: Eukaryota; Metazoa; Chordata; Aves; Anseriformes; Anatidae. Bases 16 to 1389 code for a protein of 457 amino acids. Gene Ontology annotation, cellular component: cytosol. Gene Ontology annotation, molecular function: 6-phosphofructo-2-kinase activity; fructose-2,6-bisphosphate 2-phosphatase activity; ATP binding. The transcript is spliced from 14 exons.